This is a messenger RNA of Clonostachys rhizophaga, 1317 nucleotides long. The record is from the annotation of a GenBank genome assembly. Lineage: Eukaryota; Fungi; Ascomycota; Sordariomycetes; Hypocreales; Bionectriaceae.
AUGGCGGAGUCAUCGCCAUCUCAACUUCGGCAGCCUCUUCUCGGAUCGCGGGACGAGCAAUCCCCUGACGAAGAUGGAUCUCACAACGCCGCCAAAGGCUCCUCUCUGACGACGACGCUCCUCAUGCCUGGGGCUGCCAUGUACUCGUUUGCGUUGCUCGGCCUGUUCGCAUCAACUACUGGAGUAAUGCUCCCCCGCAUGGAAGCAUUCUAUCACCUCAAUGACGUCCAAGUUUCCCUCUGUUUUCUAGCUGGGCCAGUUGGAUAUGUGAUUUCUGCACAACUCAACCAUUCUAUCCACUUGCACUUCGGGAGAAGGGGAAUUGCUGUUGUUGGACCCAUCUUUCAGAUCCUCUCGGCUGCUCUUACGGCCAUGCAUCCUCCAUUCCCCAUAGUGCUCGCCUCUGCUGCGUUGGGUGCAUUCGGAGCUGGUCUUCUAGAUGGAUCGUGGUGCGCUUGGGCCGGACGCAUGGACAAUGCAAACCUGAUAUCAGGUCUGCUACAUGGAUCAUUCUCUCUUGGGGCCGGCUGCGGCCCCGUACUUGCCGAGCUCGUGCUCUCUGGGACCAGGCCUUGGUAUUCCUGGUUCUAUGUUUUGACCGCAUUUAGCAUUUUGGAGUUAAUCAUCCUGCCGUUCGCGUUCAGACAUGAGAGCGCUGAGAAGUACCGCAACCGCCGACCCAACGAAACAGCAGAGGAAACCCUCAAAAAGCUUUCCAAAAUCUUCCACUACAAGUCGACAUGGCUCUGUGCUCUAUAUCUCCUUAUUUACGUCGGCACCGAAUCAGGAAUUUCGGGAUGGAUCGUGUCUUUCAUGCUUCGAGUCCGUCACUCUUCGACACAACAUGCGAGUACUUGCUCCUCUAGCUUCUGGAUUGGCAUGGCCGCCGGGCGACUUUUACUCGGACUGCUCACCGACAGGAUCGGGGUCAAGCGCGCUACAAACGGCUAUAUUGUCUGUGCUCUGGUGUUUCAGAUCCUUUUCGUCACAGUGGAGGGCCAAGUAGCCUCUGCAAUUCUCAUCGCCCUUGUCGGGUUCUUCUGUGGCCCUCUCUUCCCGUCUUGCAUUAUUCUCCUUACCAGGCUGUUACCCCGUGAUCUCAAUGUCGCUGCGGUUUCUUUCGUUGCAUCAGUGGGUCAAGUUGGCGGCGCUUUCUUGCCCUUUGGCUUGGGAGCCUUGAGUCAUCUCAUUGGUCUUGGAGUGUUCGGGAUUGUCAUCGUUAUUCAGCUGUUUUGCUGUCUUGUGUUGUGGAUAUUGUUUUCUGGACUACGACCAGUGGAGGCUGAUGAGAUGACGGACGACGAGAACACUACUUAG